Molecule: messenger RNA, 8613 nt
Organism: Sapajus apella (tufted capuchin)
Lineage: Eukaryota; Metazoa; Chordata; Mammalia; Primates; Cebidae
Gene: ZNF471
Product: zinc finger protein 471
Exons: 5
Coding region: 4113-5993 (626 amino acids)
Biological process (GO): regulation of DNA-templated transcription
Source: RefSeq, a predicted model, not a curated record
AAAAAUGGGAAAAUGGAUAGAGAAAAAUUAUGUUUCAGAAACUAUAGUAUUCCUGUUGUUAGAGUCUAGUCUUGACUAAUGUUUUUCAAUUUGUAUUAUCUUCUACAAUUUGGACCGAAUUCUAAUUUUUCUCGGCUAUAAGUCUUCAAUAUAAUGUUUUCAAAUUUUUUUCCCCUUUUUACCUUAUUUUUCCUAAUUUGGAAUCAUCAAAAACUAAGCUUGCUUUCCUAAAGCCCUGCGAACUGAAGCUAGACCUAAACUUAAACUUCAGAAGAAAAUAACAGCAACCCACUUGCAUACGUAAGCCACUUUCAUACCUGCCGACUGAUAUACGGACUUCAGAGUAAUGUGACCUGUAUCGAUUUGUCAGGAUUGUUCUUUUGUUACUGCUUUUGCUUUUUUAGACAACUGCUUUGGCAAACAGGCAGGCAGACUCUCACAAGGUCAAACAUAGAGUUUAGCAUAUAUAAGAAAACAACAGCCUAGAAUGGCAGGCAGAAAUAAAAGCUUAGGUUUAUUGUUGCUGUCCCUGAGUCACUGAACUUAUUUUGGAGCUGCCCAUCAUAUGACCCCACAAUUCCACUCCAGACUACUAAAGAGAAGUGAAAAGGGAUAUCCACACAAAAGCCUGUGCAUGAAUGCUCAUACUAGCCUUAAAAACCAUAGCCGAAGUGUAGGAAUGACCCAAAUGUCCAUAACUGAUGAAUGAAUAAAUAAAAUGGGGUAUAUCCAUGAUGGAAUGUUAUUUAGCCAUAAAGAAGAAAUGUAAUACAGGUGCUACAACAUGAACAUGAAUACCCGAGCUAAGUGAAAGAAGCCAGACACAAAAGGACAAAUAAUGCAGGAUUUCACUUACAUGAGGCAUUUUGAAUAGUCAUAUGCUUAGAGACAGAAAGUGGAAUGGUGGUUUCCAAGGGCUGGGGUGGAGAGAAUGGAAAGUUAUUGUUUAAUGGGGACAGUUUCUGAUUCGGAUAAAAAAUGUCUGGAUAUGGAUGGUAUGAUCUGAUGUACUUAAUUCCCAUUUCCCUGUACACUUAAAAAUUGUUAAAACAGUACAUUUAUGUUAUGUAUAUUUUAGUACAAUUUUUAAAAGCCAAAAGAAGAAUCAUACCUCCCUCAGAAGAUCGUCUUAGCAAGCCAAACAGAAUCACCUUCCUUGAGGGAGAAUCUGCAGGUUUAGUGGCUGAGUUUUGUACCUUUUUUAGAAAGUGUCAUCUUUUAUUUUCUUGCAUGCAAACAUUGACCAUGUGAUUGGUUUUGGAUUGUGCACUUGAUGAUGUAGAGUGGAAUUGAAUGUGGAGAAAUGCCAAAGUCUUUGCUAGAUAUAUUCCAGUAAGUAGAGCCAGUGACCCCGAGCCAGCCCUCUGGCUCAUUUUUCUGCCUUUUCAUUCUCCAUCCUGCCCCCAAGAUGAUGCAAAUUUAAUCAAGGUUGUACCUGACUCAGAAGACUUCAGGGGCUCCCCAUCAACCGUAAAAGAGGAUGACAGCGCUGAAUGUGGCUCACAAGGGCCUCUCAAGUUGAUCCUUAUCCUUCCAGGAGAAUCUCCCAUCCCUUCUUUUCUUGCUUUUGUAAACUCCAAUGAGGCCACAGUGAUGUGAGUCUAUUCUUUGGAGUGUGGUGUUCUCUUUGCCCAGAAACACCAUUCCUCAUCUCAUUUGCCUGAUGAGCUCAGCUAUCUCCCCUCAAUGAAUUCUUUUCCAGUGUCCCUGUACUUGGUACACUCACGCUGAUGGACUUGUACCCCCAUUAUGUAAUAAAAUAUGUGAUGCUUCAUUUUAUGUGUCAACUUGGCUGGGACAGAUAUUUGGUCAAACAUUAUUCUGGGUGUUUCUGAGAGAGCAUUUUUGAAUGAAAUUAACAUUCAAAUCAGCAGAAUUUGCAUAAUACACAUUGCCCUCUCUAAUGUGGAUGGACCUCAUCUAAGCAGCUGAAGGCCUAAAUUGAAAAAAAGACCAGAUUCUCUGGAGGAAGAGAGAAUUCUCCAGCAGAGAGCUGUGGGACUUCCUCUGCAACAUCAGCUCUUCCUGGUUCUAUAGGGUUUUACAGCCCAAAGAUAGCCUGUGUAGUAGGCUAUACCAUCUAGGUUUGUGUAAGUACAUUUAUAUGAUGUUUGCACAACAAGGUUCUUAGGAAAUUGCUUAAGAACUCAUUUCCCAGAAUGUAUCCCCAUCCUUGAGCAAUGUAGGCUGUAUUUCCAUACUGUAAAUACUCCCCUUGUGGGGGAUUUCAAUCUACAAAUGUGACAUCACUGAAUGUGGAGUUAGAAAGAAAGGUACAGUUCAUGGCUCACAGUUCCUACAGCCCUUCUAAUUUCCUAAAUGAGUACAGCAAAGUAUCUUUUGUUAAAAUAUUUGGCAUUUUUUUCCUGGUUACUGAAAAAGCUCCAGAACAGCUCCAGAGCCAUAAAGGUGAAAGAUAGUAGUUCAGCCACACGAGUUUAUGUUAAUGUGGUGAUUUUUGGAAACUCGCAGGAUAAUCCCAAUAUUUGGGGGGAGUGGUGGCUAGUUGCCAGAGGAACCAGCCAUGUGCUCAGAGGAUUGGAACUCACAGCUCCACCCUCUGCUUCCAGGAAAAGAGAGAGGCUGAAAAUUGAGUUGCCAGUGGCCAGUGAUUUAAUCAAUUACAUCUACAUAAUGAAACGUCCAUAAAAACCGAAAAGGGCUGAGUUCAAGUGGCUUCCAAGAAGGUAGACAAAAACACAUCCUCAUGUUGGGAGGGCGGUCCACCCCAACUCCACGGGUAACGGUAGCUCCUGCCCUAAGGGCUUCUCUCGGACCUUGCCCUAGAAGUGUCUUCAUCUGGUUGUUUAUUUAGAUCCUUUAAAAUAUCUUUUGUAAUAAACCAGUAAACAUAAGUAUUUCCCCGAGUUCUGUGAGCUGGUCUAGCAAAUUAAUUGAACCCAAGGAGCGGGUUGUGGGAGCCCCAAUUUAUAGCACAUCUGUCAGAAACACAGGUAAAACAAUCUGGAGUUUGAAAUUGGCAUAAGAAGUGGGGUACCAUCUGGUGGGACUGAGCUGUCUAACCUGUAGGAUCUGAUGCUAUCUCCAGGUAACUUCAGAAUUGAAUUGGAGUAGAGGCCCCUCCUGGUAUCUGCUGCAGAAAGGCUUAUUUGAGAUGUUAAGACAUUAUAAGAGACGACAGAAAAAAAAUGUAUACGAUACAAACUUCUCUGUGUUAUAUUUCUCCAUAGCCCUUUUUACUGUUCAUCAGACUCUCUAACUUACACAUUCGUGGCUUGCUUUUCUCCACUUCAAAGUAAAUUCUGCAAUAAGAGGGCAGGGAUUUUUUUUUUCCAUCUGCUGUAUCCCCUUGAAUUGCUUUUCCUUGUUUGUCCCACCUUCCAAUACUAAUGCUACAGUUUUCUUAGUUCCCUAAAACAGGGACCAUUUCCAUUUUAUUAAGUUGCAGAACGCGGUUUAAUCCUAGCAGACUGGUUCCAAAAACGUCGUGUUAUUCACUAUCUCUGAGCACUAACAAUGACAUUCUCAUUUUGCAGCUGAGAGAGGUAUUAAUUUGUCAGAGUCACAACACGGGCGGGGUUCCGAGUCGCUGUUCUUACUCCAAAAAGCUUAACACAGAAAGAUAAUCACACUCCCACGGACAGGCACAGAAGGCCGUACUCCGAAUGACAUCGCGGUCACAGGGGCACAGACAGCAUCACAAAGCCGCACACGUGCUCACACCUGGGGCUCAGCCGCCGCGCGCUUCCUUCCGAGGUCUUAGGAACCGGUAACUAGGGACGCUUCUGGUCUCCAGGCGAGGAGAGGGGAGAGUGCAAUCUUUGCGCCUGCGUACACUCCCGCUCUUACCCGCGGGAAACCGUAGGCCAAGUCCCGCUCGCAUAAUCACGCACUGCGCAGAAACGCCCGCUCUGUCUCUAGGGUCCCUCCCACUCACAGCCGCCCGACGACAGGCCCCUCAACGCUAGGCCACGCCUCGUCUCCGCCCCUCGCGCCUGGCCCCUGGAGAAAGGUCGGCGCCUGCGCAAUGGGGGUUCCGGCGUCGACUCACGAAGUCCUUCGGAUGAGAGCUUCUGGGUGCCAGACGAGGCCAGGGCCUUGCCCUCCCAAGACACUCUUCUUCAAGAGAGAGACCAGAAGAGAAGGCAAAAAUGAAUGUUGAAGUAUUAAAAGUCAUAUCCCAGGACUUGGUGACAUUCAAGGAUGUGGCGAUAGAUUUUUCCCAGGAAGAGUGGCAAUGGAUGAACCCUGCUCAGAAGCGAUUAUACAGGAGUAUGAUGUUGGAGAACUAUCAGAGCCUGGUAUCACUUGGUCUUUGUGUUUCUAAGCCGUAUGUAAUCUCCUUAUUGGAACAAGGGAGAGAGCCUUGGGAGAUGACAAGUGAGAUGACAAGAAGCCCAUUCUCAGAUUGGGAAUCUAUAUAUGAGACACAGGAAUUACCUCUGAAGCAGUUCAUUUAUGAUGAUGCAUGCAUGGAGGGAAUUACAAGCUAUGGACUUGAGUGUUCCACUUUUGAAGAAAAUUGGAAGUGGGAAGACCUUUUUGACAAGCAGAUGGGAAGUCAAGAGAUGUUUAGCCAGCAAGAAACAAUCACUCAUAAAGAAACCCUCACUAAGGAAACAGAAUUUAAAUAUACUAAAUUUGGGAAAUGUAUCCAUCUGGAAAACAUAGAAGAGAAUAUUUAUAAUCGUACAUCAGAUAAAAAAUGCUUCUCCAAAAAUUCUAUGGUAAUAAAACAUAAGAAAGUCUGUGCAGGAAAGAAGCUUUUUAAAUGUAAUCAAUGUGACAAAACCUUCACCCAUAGCUCAUCCCUUACUGUUCAUUAUAGAAUUCAUACUGGUGAAAAACCAUAUGAAUGUGAGGAAUGUGGGAAAGCCUUCAAGCAGAGGCAACACCUUGCUCAACAUUACAGAACACAUACUGGAGAGAAACUCUUUGAAUGUAAAGAAUGUAGGAAAGCCUUCAAACAGAGCGAACACCUUAUCCAACAUCAAAGAAUUCAUACUGGAGAAAAACCAUAUAAAUGUAAGGAAUGUAGAAAAGCUUUCAGACAACCUGCACACCUUGCUCAGCAUCAGAGAAUUCAUACUGGAGAGAAACCCUAUGAAUGUAAAGAAUGCGGCAAAGCCUUUAGUGAUGGCUCAUCUUUUGCUCGACAUCAGAGAUGUCACACUGGCAAAAGACCCUAUGAAUGUAUUGAGUGUGGGAAGGCUUUUAGGUAUAACACAUCUUUUAUUCGUCACUGGAGGAGUUGUCAUACUGGAGAGAAGCCUUUUAAUUGCAUUGAUUGUGGGAAAGCCUUCAGUGUUCACAUAGGACUUAUUCUACAUAGGAGAAUUCAUACAGGAGAGAAACCUUACAAAUGUGAUGUGUGUGGAAAAACCUUCAGCUCUGGUUCAUCCCGUACUGUACAUCAGAGAAUUCAUACAGGAGAGAAACCUUAUGAAUGUGAUACUUGUGGGAAAGACUUUAGUCAUCAUGCAUCACUCACUCAGCAUCAAAGAGUACAUUCUGGAGAGAAACCUUAUGAAUGCAAGGAAUGUGGGAAAGCCUUUAGGCAGAAUGUACACCUUGUUAGUCAUUUGAGAAUUCAUACUGGUGAAAAACCCUAUGAAUGUAAAGAAUGUGGAAAAGCUUUUAGAAUCAGUUCACAGCUGGCCACUCAUCAGCGAAUUCAUACUGGAGAGAAGCCUUAUGAAUGUAUUGAAUGUGGAAAUGCUUUCAAACAGAGAUCACACCUUGCCCAACAUCAGAAGACUCAUACAGGAGAGAAACCUUAUGAAUGUAAUGAAUGCGGGAAAGCCUUCAGCCAAACUUCCAAUCUUACUCAACAUCAAAGAAUUCAUACAGGAGAGAAACCCUAUAAAUGUACUGAAUGUGGAAAGGCUUUUAGUGAUAGCUCAUCCUGUGCUCAACAUCAAAGACUUCACACUGGCCAAAGGCCCUAUCAGUGUUUUGAAUGUGGGAAGGCAUUCAGAAGAAAGUUAUCCUUAAUGUAUCAUCAAAGAGGUCAUCCUGGAAAAGAACCUUAAAAAUGUAGUGCAUGUGGCCAAACCUUUAGUUAUCAUCAGUCCCUUACUGUUCAUCAGAGAAAUCCCACUGGUUAAAAAACAUAUAAAUGUAAGAAAUAAAGAAAAACCCUCAGCCAGACUGAACACUUUACAUGGAAGAAUUCAUACUACAGAGAGGUCUUAAAAAUGUUAAGAAUGUGCAAACGUCUUCAGACAAAAUGCACACCUUGCUCAUCAUUGUGUUCAUUUCAGGCAUCCAGCUGUUCCUCACCCGCUACGUCACUGGAUCCUGCCAACAUACCUGCUAAAUAUUUUUGGAAUUCAUCCACUCUUUUGGUUCCCUAGUCUGAAACAGUCAUUUCAUCUGGACUGUUUCAAUCAUCAUACAACCUUUUGUCUUCCCUGGGCCACACUGGAAGAAGAAAAAUUGUCUUGUGCCACACAUACAAUACACUAACAUUAACAAUAGUUAACAAGCUAAGAAAAAAAAAAAGUCUGUAUGUAAUUUUAGUGAUACACCAACACAGAUAAGCAAAGAAGUCAUUGAAUACAAGAGGUUGGACACCCAUGAAUUCUAAAACUUCUGUAUCCUCUUUUAUCCCUUUUGUAUUAAUAUUAUAGCCACAGUGAUCUUUCAAAAAUGCAAAUUAAAUUAUUCGCUUAAAACUCAUUAAAAUAUUUGAUGCAUAAUAAAGUUCUUAGCAAAAUUACCAACUCAUACUAAGUGCUUGGUAAAUGUUAGGUAAGUAUUCUUCAGAGUUGAUGUAAAUUAUUUUUAAACAGUGUACUCUUGAAAGCAGUAUGGCAAUUGUAAAAAUUUUGGAACCAAAACAGUAUCUUUUUUUUUAAACUAAAAAAAAGUUUUUAGAUAGGGUCUUCCUGUAUUUCCCAGGCUGGUCUCAAACUCUUGUGCUCAAGCGAUCCUCGCACCUCAUUCCCAAGUAGCUGGGAUUACAGGCAACCAGCCUGACUUAAAAAACAGUAUCUUAAGGUAGACAGUGAUUAGCACAUGUAGUAUGCUUAACAUUUAAUAUUAUAAUAAAACAUCACAGUGACACUCUCAUGAUUAAGGCUGUGUUCCAUUGUUGGUGAGGAAACUAAUUAUGACCUAAUACAUAGAACAUGUUUUAAUAAGUGGCUGUAUAGCUCUGGAUAAAAUGAACAAAAGAAUUAGAAUUUCUGGGGAGGAUAUAUGCAAGACUAUUAAGUCAAAAAAAGUCACUAAUGUUUAAAUGAAGAAAGAGAAAUUAAUAUAGUCCCAUUUCAACAUGUGGGUUCACAGAUUUAUUCUAGCAUUCUGAGGAUCCAUCAGUAAGGUUGUUCUGGAGUUUAUUAAAACACACACACACACACACACACACACACACAUGCACACACACUUAAAAUCUCCCACUUCUUUGAUGAGGUUAAGUCAACUGUGAUAUCAAACCAAGGGGAAUAAAUGAAAUUAUAGGUGAAUUUACUUAGUUUUAUACAAAAGGAAAUUGUUAGCCUCUGCUGAUGGAGAACAGAGGCUCUGAAUAAAUGGAGAUCCAUAACAUGAUCCUAGAUGGAUGUUUCAGUAUUGUAAUCCUGUAGGUUACUUUUACACUGACAAUUCUGAAAUUCAUGUUGAGUGUUAUAUUAGGCAGGUAUCACAAGGAAGGUUGUAUCCCAUGAGUUUUUUAUAUUGCAAAAGUGUUUUCGAUGUAUCAUUGGGGGAGAUUAAGUGUCUUUGACAGUUAUCCAACUGGAGAUAAAGUCAGCAUCACAUUUCGCUCCUUACAGAGAAGUUUAUUCUGUACUGAUUACAGACAUGAGAGGAAAUAUUGUUAAGAUGGUAGAGGAGAAUGUAGAGUAUUUCUGUGCCUUUAGGUCCAGGAAGUCUUUGGUAAGCAGGACACGGUCCAGAAGCCAUGAAGAAUGACAGGACUGUGUAGAAGAUUUAAACCUUUUUCAUGAUAUAAGACACUGUAUGCAAAGUUAAAAGCCAUAUGACAGGCUGAGAGAUAUCCUAAACAUACAUUUAAAAGGAUAUAUCCCUUGCAAAAGGGCUGUGGGAAAGCAGCAAGGAUAAGGUACACAGUCUUGCGUAGCAUGUCAACAAAAAAUCCUUGGAUGAAGAAAUUAAAAUAGUUAAAUAGAGGAAGUUCUCAACCUCACUAAUAAUCAGAUAAAUGCAGAUUGUAAAAGUCCUCAUCGCCACCAACACAAACCACCAGAAAUUCUGUGUGAAUGUAAAGUUUGGAUAAUAUCCAGUACUGUUGCAGAUGUGAGAAACCAUAUUUUCAUAUAUUGAGGGUAAAUUAGAGGAAAGCCAUUUUAGAGGGCAAUGUGGUGUUACCUGUCAGCAUUUUGAAUAUAAGUACCCUUUGCUACGAUUCUACACCUAGUAAUUUAUGUUCUCGAAAGCACAAGUGCAGAAAUAUAGAUGCAUAAGCACAUGUGUUAUAGAAUUGAGAGAAAUUUGGAAAAACAAAAUAUUUAGAACUAGUAAAGUUAUGGGUUACAGAAAAUCAAUUCAGUAGAUCAGUAUGUAGUUACGGAAAAUGAGAUGGAUCUCUAUGUACUCAAAGAUGUCCUGCAGCUUAUGAAUUGAAAUAUAAUUUUAUAAUCAACACAGUGAUAUCAUUAUUAAGUACAUAAAUUUUAUAAAGCUUAA